AUGGCUAUCCUUGAGUUGACCGGGAGUGCAAACGCACAACCUUGCGGCGUGUCGGGCUGUGAUGCAAUCUCGCGCUACGAAUGCCCUCGCUGUCAUGUUCCUUACUGCACAGCCUCUUGCUACGGCGCUCAUUCAAAGUCCUGUGUCGACGCGUUUAAAAAUGAUGUGGACGUUCGAUUGAAGAAUGUAAAAGUCUCAGAUUGGGAGCGACGCCGUUUUAAUGCUAUUGUUGAGCGGGUUCGGGAAGCUGGGUUUUAUGGCGGGACGUAUGAAGAUCCCGUCCUGGAAGACAGCGAAGAGGACGUUAUGGACUGCAGUGAGAUACAGGAGGAGGAAACGCCUCACGAAGGAGAUGUACCCGAGCUUUUGGAGCAGUUCAUCAAUUCUCUUGAUGACCAAGGGAAGGAAUUCGUGUCAAUGAUUGACAAAGGAGUGCGAGAGCGUCUCGAAGAGCAAAACCUACUCGCACGAGGAGAAGGCGCUGCCAGCCUUAUUCCAGAUGUCGGAAAGGAGGCGCCGUCGUCCCCGGCAGGUAGAAAAAAGGCACAGCAUGACCUGCCUGCAAACGCACCCGAAUCUGCGGAUGGCGUUACAGAGAAACUGGAAGAGCUCACCCAUGACAUGGAAGCACAAGACCUUUCCUAUGACGAAAUCCUGAGGAGACUGCCAGAAGAAAUGGCACGCGACUUCGAAGCAAGGCUACUCGAUGGACGUGCGUCUCGCAUGUUGCAGCUGUGGCGUCCGUGGUGGAUUUUUCUCCCUGUUGACGACGUAGUCGAAAACGACGGAAGUGACGGCAGCGUGGCGGAACUGCCUCCACUGCCUUCACCAGAUAGUUUAAUAGUGCCAAUCAGUGUUUCGCGAAGAGCAUCUCCCACUAUCGUGAACAACGUCUCCGAAGUCCUCGGCGCCUACUGCAUGAGUCUCCGUCUUUGCAAUGGGGACUGGCACUCUGACCCUUCACACGUCGCUCGAAAGAUAUGGGAAUUUUCGUCCGUUCUCAGCGAUGAUCGUCGAUACGCAUCAAUGGAGGAGGCAUGCACCUCGAGCAUGGGUAAGCUGGUACAAGUGGGCAAAUCGCAAGCAGCAGCCUUGGAAGCAUUCAACGAUGUAAGCGCCGUGAUUUCGGGGCGCAGUGAAUGGGUGGCCAGGGCGUUGUACGAAUGCCAAGGUAUUUUCGAAGCCGCUCUCGCCGAAGCGCCUGCAAUGGGGAAAAAACCUCUCAGGGCCCGCGUGAGAAAGAUUGCAUACCUUGUAUCAUGGGCGCUAUGUCAGGACACGUCUGCGCUCGUAAUUGCAGCGCGAGCGGUUCUUUCGUAUGCCGAGCUUGAGCGCGGUCGAUGUGAGGAGGUAAGGGUAGCGGGAGAGGCGAUUCGACUUUCAAAGAAAGCUGAGACGCGGAUAGAAAUGUUUCCGUAG
Chondrus crispus (carragheen) is the source of this 1419-nucleotide messenger RNA. RefSeq lists its product as hypothetical. Bases 1 to 1419 code for a protein of 472 amino acids. The transcript has a single exon. Lineage: Eukaryota; Rhodophyta; Florideophyceae; Gigartinales; Gigartinaceae. The record is from RefSeq and is a predicted model, not a curated record.